AUGACACCGGAUUCGAAGCUGCUUGAGGUCUUUCAAGACGUGGAGUCUCAUAGUGAGGUAUCGGACAUGAAGAUGAUCACGCCAAUCAUCUCAGCUCUGAGCUGUCAUCAGUCUCUCGAACUUGUCAUCAACUAUUUCAAAAUGGUCAACACACGAGCCAACAAAUACCCGAGCUUGGACUCACCCCCUACUGGGUUCAAGAGGUCAGCUAAAGCAGCAGGCCUCCUCGACGAUUCAGCUCGUGCUGGAAUCAAGAAACCAGGUGAAGAAGCAGCCCUCGCUGGAGACGUCCGUACAGACAAUGAUGGAAGUCAAGUGGCAAUAUUGCAACCUCAAGGUCCGCCAGACUUGGGAGCCGCUCCCUCCAAGCUGUCCAUGUCCGACCUUGGCAGCUUCCCUACAACGGGAAUUGUCGGCCGUGCAAAAGCCACCCUCGCCAAUGUCCUCAGUGCACGGUUCCCUGAAGUACGAAGAAUCAUCUCCCGCGACCUCAAUCGGCGUGAUCGACGUAUGAUGUUGCGGACCUGUCACAAUCUCCGUGUCAGCAUCAACAGCCAGGACCAUCUUGCGCCUUUCUCCAAGUAUUUCAGCGGUCGCUGCGACGCCCAGGUACCCGGGUGGGGAGAAGCGGGAGCAGGUCUUUACAGCGACAAAGUUAGGCACUCUCUCUCGAGACCUUGUUCGAACUGGGACGGCCCAUACUCCAUCAUUAAAUUGUGCGAAGGGCCUAGAAUCUUGAAAAAGGCCGCUUGCGAUGGCACACGUGGUGUGUGUGUGCGGUGCGUGCGUGAUGCAACUGAUCUUGCGGACCCCGGUGGUACAAGACAAUGCCUUCCCAACUUCGGUGUCACACCUAUCUGCGAUGCUUGUUUCGUUUCCACGAAUUCCCGCAUGCUCAAAAGUUGCAGGUGUACCGGCCUCCCUCGGGCAGCUGGCGAGAGAAAUGUAUGGGACUUGUGGCUCUGCUUUGCAUGCCAGCUAGCGUACAAUGUGGAACAGGCCCAAUUUGCCGAUGACAUGGCGCGCGCUUAUCUUUACAUGAAGAAGAACAAACACACCAAUACCCUCGAAUAUCUUCCCAACGCUAAAAUCAGUUCGGCAAAGCUGCCAACAUGUCCGUGCGGAGACGCAAGGCUUCGAACCAAAGUCAAGGAUGGUGGAAGCGCAAGCGCAUACGGAAUGUGCGUGUGGUGUGGAGGGUUGAAAACGACACGAUUCCACGGCUUAUCUGUAAUUGCGAAAAGUAUCUGGGAAGAGGACGGACCAGCCUGGCGAAUAAGAGGUGAGGUUCGCAUUGCAGACCAGGUCAUCCCAAAGGAAGCUCUCAUUGCUAUACACAACCAGAUCAAGCAGAAGGGAUUGCCACCACCUCUACCCAGGGGAGCAAACAAAUACUGGUCAUAUGCUAGCGUUACGGACGAGCCCAGGUUACUAGACGAGCAAUUGCGCAACGAGUACGAGACUGAGAGGAGAAAACAUCCAGAAGACAGGAAGAGAUUGAACUGGGAUGAUCGGGAAGGAUUCAUUCGAAACUUCCGAUGGCAAACACUUGCUGGGUCCGGGCACCCAUGGUGA
Endocarpon pusillum Z07020 is the source of this 1575-nucleotide messenger RNA. RefSeq lists its product as uncharacterized. NCBI's taxonomy places the organism in Eukaryota, Fungi, Ascomycota, Eurotiomycetes, Verrucariales, Verrucariaceae. The record is from RefSeq and is a predicted model, not a curated record. The coding region runs from base 1 to 1575 and encodes 524 amino acids. The transcript is spliced from 5 exons.